Messenger RNA from Aphanomyces astaci, 2432 nucleotides. RefSeq lists its product as hypothetical. The transcript has a single exon. Lineage: Eukaryota; Oomycota; Saprolegniomycetes; Saprolegniales; Verrucalvaceae. The coding region runs from base 26 to 2290 and encodes 754 amino acids. Gene Ontology annotation, biological process: lipopolysaccharide biosynthetic process. The record is from RefSeq and is a predicted model, not a curated record. Gene Ontology annotation, cellular component: membrane. Gene Ontology annotation, molecular function: acyltransferase activity, transferring groups other than amino-acyl groups.
UCCGAUUCUUCGCAUUAACCAAGCCAUGAGCAUCAAGUCGAGCACCGACGACACCUACGGAACAGACAACACCGACUUUGCUGUGCUAGGCGAAGCAUCACCGCCACCGGAACCCAAGGACCCGAUCAAGUUUCCAGUGCUAGACGAACCAGCACCGCCACCGGAACCCAAGCACCCGAUCAAGUACCGGCCCGACAUCGACGGGCUACGGACGCUCGCGGUGGUUCCCGUGGUACUGUUCCACGCGUACCCGCACUCGAUCAAAGGCGGGUUCACAGGCGUCGACGUGUUCUUCGUCAUCUCUGGCUACCUCAUCUCGGGCAUCCUCUUCAAAGAAAACGCCAGAAGCUCGUUCACGUACGCCGACUUUUACUCGCGCCGCAUCCGCCGCAUCUUCCCGGCGCUGCUGCUCGUGCUCACGUACACGCUGGUUGUGGGCUGCUUGUGGUUGCUGGACAAGGCGCUCCAGUCCAUGGCCAUCACCCUCGUGGCCGGGACGCUCUUUGGGGCCAACAUCCAGCUACUGACCGUCCAACAGGGCUACUUUGACGCCAGUGUCAAGGAGAAUCCGCUGCUGCACCUGUGGUCCCUAGGUGUGGAGGAGCAGUUUUACAUCUUUUGGCCACUGUUCGUGUCCGUGAUCCAUCGGUUGUCGUUCCGCAAGGCGCUGGCAUGCCAAUUGGCUGUGAUGGUGGCCAGCUUCGCGUGCAACAUCCUCUUCUUGGGUUACGGUGGCGAGAACAAGUACUCGUUCUACUUUCCCCUGAGUCGGUUCUGGCAGAUGGCGGUGGGUGGUCUUUUGGCGUACAUCAACCUACCAGCCAUUGGGGAUAAUUCCAAGCUCAUCCGACACUUGACCGACGUGCCAGCGACCCAUUCCGCUGUCUUUUCAGUGUGUGGCCUGGCUGCGAUUGCAGUUGGCUACAUUGUCAUUGACGAAUCAAUGGCGUUCCCUGGCUACUGGUCGCUGCUGCCUACGUUGGGCACUGCCAGCUUGAUCUUGGCCGGACCCUCGACUUUUAUCAACAAGUACAUUCUCGGCAAUUCUGCGAUGACGUUCAUUGGCCAAAUCAGCUAUGCGCUGUACCUGUGGCACUGGCCACUCCUGGUGUACGCCAAGCUUCGGCACCCAGUCGACCCGCCGUUCUACAUGCAGCCGUACUCGAUGGUAGUUCUGUCCGUGGUGCUCAGUAUCGCUACGUUGUAUUUGGUCGAAAAUAACUUGCGGCGACGGAAGGCGAAGUGGCUUGUGCCAGUGCUGUUUGGGCUCAUGGUGCUGGUUUCAGCGAUGGCAGUGGUGGUGUACUUCCUCCCGUCGACGUUUUCGGUCAUUUCGGCCAAGAUCGAAGCCAACAACAAUGAGAGAGGCGAACUCAUCGUGGAGGUGGGCAUCACGCCCAACUGGAGCCGCGGCCCUCGACAAAAGGAACUCACAACGAUCGCAGCUCAAGCUGCGCCCCAAGACUGGCACCCAUGGGACGGCGGCUACGUGUUUACCGACGUGUCCAACGCCGUCGAGGACGACGACGGUAUUAAAGUUCUGAACGGGAACGCCACUUCGGCGCCUCUGGUGGUCGUACUGGGAGAUUCUCACGCGAAUAUGGUCGCCCCUCGCUUUGCCAAGCUAUUCCAAGUAGCCCAAGAAACCAACCAGCCAUUUCCUCAAGUCAUGUUCCGCACAUUUGACGGCACUCCGCCUUUGGCUUGCAUUCCGUGGCAUGCCGCCAAUGUGGCGUUUGUCCAGGCCAACAAGCCCAAAGUAGUGCUGAUCUCGUCCAACUGGGUGCAGUUUUUGAGAGCGGGCGCAAAAGAACCGACGAAACUGAGCAACACCUUGGCCUGCUGCAAGAUGGGGUACCAAGACGGGUGCGAAAACCAAAGCGAAGCCGACCGCCUUGCAUUGGUAAAUCACCUGGAAAACGAUAUCAAAGCGUUUGUGGCUUCAGGGAUCAAGGUCUUUGUGGCCACAACCAACCCCGAAGGAGAGAUGUUUAACCCAACGAAAAUGCUCAGUGGCAGCACCGUUCUGCCGACUCCACCAGUGAGUUUAGCUGCAUUUCGACAACAACACAAGGUGAUGGUGGACUUGAUUGAAGACGCGACCAAGGCUGCGAAUGCGACGAUCAUUGACUUUGCAGACAACCAGUGCUUUCAAGAUGUAUGCGAAGUGGUGUCGAUGAAGGAAGGCGAGCCCGUGUUCAAAGACUCCAACCACUUUCGGCCGUAUUAUGCACGCAACUACAUCACCGUAUUGGACCAAGUGGUGGCCGCGGCAAUCGUUGAACCGUAAUCAGCUCAAAAGGAAAUACUAGUACACGUAGUAUUAAUUACGUACUAUAGUACUCCAGCACUUCAAGUAUUACUACGUAGUACUAGUAUAAUGACGUUCCUGUAGUUUGUUCGAUUAUGGUGUUGUCAAUCGCUCGUUUGUA